AUGGUGAACACUCACUUCAGCAACCUAUCGAUGGGACAACAACCAGCUCAGGUGAACGCAGUCCAACAACCACCGACUUGGUGUGAAAUUUGUGGAGGAGGAGAUCAUAGUGCAGAGUUGGAAGAGUUGGCUCCGAAGAAAAGAAAUGUUGAAUCUGCUAGCAAGGAGAGUGAGGGCAUACCUAGGUAUGCAAAGUAUGUGAAGGAUAUCGUGGAAAAUAAGAGGAGGCUGACUAAAUAUGAGACUAUAGCACUUACGGAAGAGUUCAGCUCCCGAAUCCAAAAUAAGUUGCCCACCAAACUGAAAGAUCCGGGGUACAUUAUCUUGCAGUUGGAAGAUAGAUCUUUUGCUAGGCCAGAGGGUGUUGUAGAAGAUGUCUUAGUGCAAGUGGGAUCUUUGAUAUUCCCAAUAGAUUUUGUGGUGCUAAAUUUAAAGCCAGAUCUUGAGGUGGAAGCAACAUUGAGUAUCUUGAGGAAGAGAAAAACAGCACUAGGUUGGGAAAUGUCUGACAUUCACGGGAUAAGUCCCGCAUUGUGUAUGCACAAGAUUUAUAUGGAGGAAGGGCAUAAGUCGAGUGCACAACACCAACGGAGACUGAACCCAGUGAUUAAGGAUGUGGUAAGAAAAGAGGUGAUCAAGUGGUUAGAUGCAGACAUUGUGUACCUAAUAUCUGACAGUAAAUGGGUGAGUCUGGUACAUUGUGUGCCCAAGAAGGGCGGAAUAACGGUGAUAACAAAUGAGAAGAAUGAAUUGAUCCCCACUAGGACAGUAACUGGGUGGCAUAUCUGCAUAGACUACAGGAAGUUGAAUGAUGCCACUAGGAAGGACCAUUAUUCGAUUGUCAUUGCACCAGAGAAUCAGGAGAAGACUAGCUUCACUUGUUUGUAUGGCACCUAUACGUUCAAACGUAUGCCAUUCAGAUUAUGCAAUGCACCGGCAACAUUCCAAAGUUGCAUGAUGGCAAUCUUUCAUGAUAUGGUGGAGGAUUUUGUUGAGGAGUGUAUGGACGACUUCUCGGUGUUUGGUGAGUCUUUUGAUUUUUUUUUUACUAAUCUUAACAGGGUUCUUGCAAGAUGUGAAGAGACAAAUAUGGUGUUGAACUGGGAGAAGUGCCACUUCUUAGUUCGAGAAGGGAUUGUACUAGGGCACAAAAUCUCAACAAAUGGGCUGGAAGUUGAUAAAGCCACGGUGGAAGUCAUUGAGAAAUUGCCACCACCCAUCACUAUAAAAGGAGCAUUUGAGCUAUUGAAGAAGAAAUUGAUAGAAGCUCAUAUUCUGAUUGCUCCUAACUGGGAGUUGCCUUUCGAGCUCAUGUGUGAUGCAAUCGAUAUAACGGUUGGUGCAGUGCUACAGCAGCAUAAGGAGAAAAUGUUUCACUCCAUCUACUAUGCUAGCAAGACACUUGAUGCAGCUCAAUCUAACUAUAUUGUCACGGAGAAAGAGAUGUUUGCAUUGGUAUUUACCUUUGAUAAGUUCAGGUCAUACUUGGUAGGCACCAAGGUUGUUGUUUACAUUGACCAUGCUGCAAUCAGGUAUUUGUUCAACAAGAAGGAUGCGAAGCCAAGGCUAAUUAGAUGGAUACUACUCUUGCAAGAUUUUGAUCUAGAGAUUAUAUAUAUGAAGGGGACUGAGAACCAGAUAGCUGAUCAUCUGUCUCUAUUAGAGGACUUAUCUCAUGGACCUGAUGAAAUGGUGCGAAGGUGCAUAGCUGAACAUGAAGAAUUGCAAGUGUUGGAGAGUUGUUACUCUUCACCAUAUGAUGGACACCACAGAGACGAGCGCACGACACAUCAGUGGAUGGGCACUAUUUCUAGAAGGCAUGAGAUGCCACUGAGCAGCAUUCUUGAAGUUGAGAUCUUUGAUGUAUGGGGGAUAGACUUCAUAGGACCAUUCCCAUCUUCCAAUGGAAAUCAGUACUUCCUAAUGGCAGUGGACUAUGUGUCCAAGUGGGUAGAGGCAGUUGCUCUACCUUUUAAUGAUGCGAAGGUGGUAGUAAAGUUCAUCAAGAAGCAUAUCUUCACCAGGUUUGGGACUCCAAGAGUGAUGAUAAGUAGUGGAGGGACGGACUUCAUCAAUAGUUCAGUGCGAAAUCUGUUGGCCAAGUAUGGAGUAAGACAUAAGGUAGCCACAACGUAUCAUCCCCAGACUAGUGGGCAGGUGGAAGUAUCCAAUAGGGAAGUAAAGAAAAUUAUGCAGAAGACUGUGAAUUCCCAAAGAAAAGACUGGGCUGAAAAGUUAGAUGAUGCUUUGUGGGCAUACCAAACUACAUACAAGACACCGAUAAGGGUUUCUCCUUAUCAAAUAGUGUUUGGAAAAGCAUGUCAUCUUCCAGUGGAAUUUGAGCAUAAAGCAUACUAG
Molecule: messenger RNA, 2358 nt
Organism: Solanum tuberosum (potato)
Lineage: Eukaryota; Viridiplantae; Streptophyta; Magnoliopsida; Solanales; Solanaceae
Exons: 9
Coding region: 1-2358 (785 amino acids)
Biological process (GO): DNA integration
Molecular function (GO): nucleic acid binding
Source: RefSeq, a predicted model, not a curated record